AUGGCGGCUGGGUUCAAAACUGUGGAACCUCUGGAGUAUUACAGGAGAUUUUUGAAAGAGAACUGCCGUCCUGAUGGAAGAGAACUUGGUGAAUUCAGAACCACAACUGUUAACAUAGGUUCAGUUAGCACUGCAGAUGGUUCUGCUCUAGUGAAGCUGGGAAAUACUGCAGUCAUUUGUGGAAUUAAAGCGGAAUUUGCAGCACCACCACCAGAAGCUCCUGAUAAAGGAUAUGUUGUUCCUAAUGUGGAUCUACCACCUCUGUGUUCGUCGAGAUUUCGGUCUGGACCUCCUGGAGAAGAGGCCCAAAUAGCUAGCCAGUUCAUUGCAGAUGUCAUUGAAAAUUCACAGAUAAUUCCGAAAGAAGACUUAUGCAUUUCUCCAGGGAAGCUUGCUUGGGUUCUAUACUGUGAUCUCAUUUGCCUUGACUAUGAUGGAAAUAUUUUGGAUGCCUGUACAUUUGCUUUGUUGGCAGCUUUAAAAAAUGUACAAUUGCCUGAAGUUACUAUAAAUGAAGAAACUGCUUUAGCAGAAGUUAAUUUAAAGAAGAAACAUUAUUUGAACAUUAGAACUCAUCCAGUUGCUACCUCCUUUGCGGUCUUUGAUGACACUCUGCUCAUAGUGGAUCCUACUGGAGAGGAGGAACAUCUGGCAACUGGAACCCUAACAGUAGUAAUGGAUGAGGAAGGCAAGCUAUGUUGUCUUCACAAACCAGGUGGCAGUGGGCUGACUGGAGCUAAACUUCAGGACUGUCUGAGCCGAGCAGUUACAAGACACAAAGAAGUAAAAAAACUGAUGGAUGAAGUAAUUAAGAGUAUGAAAGCCAAAUAA
Pipistrellus nathusii (Nathusius's pipistrelle) is the source of this 831-nucleotide messenger RNA. The record is from the annotation of a GenBank genome assembly. NCBI's taxonomy places the organism in Eukaryota, Metazoa, Chordata, Mammalia, Chiroptera, Vespertilionidae.